AUGUCUCACCAAAGAAAGCAGCCCACCCCCCAGCCUCCAGUGGGCUUUGGGAAGACCUCCGGCGGCGGCGGAGGUGGCGGUGGCAGUGGCGGUGGCGGCGGCGGCGGCGGCGGCUGUGGCUUCCACAGCGGCGGCGGCGGCGGCGGCGACGGUGGCUGUGGCUUCCAUAGCGGCGGCGGUGGUGGAUUUGGGGGCUGCGGUGGUGGUGGCUCCGGUGGUGGCGGCUCCGGAGGGAGCGUCAAGUACUCCGGCGGCGGCGGCGGCGGCGGCUCCGGCUGUGGAGGCGGCUACUCUGGUGGCGGCGGCGGCUACUCCGGCGGCGGCGGCUCCAGCUGUGGGGGCUCCGGUGGGGGCUCUGGUGGGGGCGUCAAGUACUCCGGCGGCGGCGGCGGCGGCUCCUCCGGGGGCGGCAGCGGCUGCUUCUCCUCCGGCAGCGGCGGCUACUCUGGCGGCGGCGGCUCCAGCUGUGGUGGGGGCUCCGGCGGGGGCUCCGGUGGGGGCGUCAAGUACUCUGGCGGCGGUAGCGGCGGCUCCUCUGGAGGCGGCAGCGGCUGCUUCUCCUCCGGCGGCGGCGGCUCCUCUGGGGGCGGCAGCGGCUGCUUCUCCUCCGGCGGCGGCGGCUCCUCUGGGGGCGGCAGCGGCUGCUUCUCCUCUGGCGGCGGUGGCGGCGGCGGCUCCGGUUUCUGCGGCGGCUCCUCCGGCGGCGGCGGCGGCGGCGGCUCCUCGGGCCAGGUGGUCCAGUGCCAGAGCUAUGGAGGAGUCUCUAGCGGCGGCUCCUCCGGGGGCGGCAGCGGCUGCUUCUCCUCUGGCGGCGGCAGCGGCGGCGGCGGCGGCGGCUCCGGUUUCUGCGGCGGCUCCUCCGGCGGCGGCGGCUACUCAGGCAGCGGCUCCAGCUGCGGCGGCGGCUCCUCCGGCGGCGGCGGCGGCGGCGGCGGCUACAGCUCGCAGCAGACCACCCAGACCUCGUGCGCGCCCCAGCAGAGCUACGGAGGGGGCUCGUCCGGCGGCGGUUCCUCGGGGGGCGGAGGCUGCUUCUCCAGUGGCGGCGGCGGCUCCUCCGGGGGCGGCGGCUGCUUCUCCAGCGGCGGCGGCGGCUCCUCCGGGGGCGGCGGCGGCUGCUUCUCCAGCGGUGGCGGCAGCUCUGGCUGCGGAGGUGGUUCCUCCGGGGGCGGCGGCGGCUCCAGCUGUGGCGGUGGCUCCUCAGGGGGAGGCUCCGGGAGUGGCAAGGGCGUCCCGGUCUGCCACCAGACCCAGCAGAAGCAGGCGCCUACCUGGCCAUGCAAAUAAGUCCCCCAGGAUGCCGUGGAGGCAAAGGAGCUCCUGGAGGUGUUCUCUGUGGGCGCCGAUGGGCUUAGUGCUCUCAUGAUAUUGCCAAAUCCUUCACAUCUUAACCUACGUAGAAGAAGCCAUUGAGUUCUCAAGCUGCAUCUUGUUCUGCAGUUUUUCCUUCUUGGUUU
Messenger RNA from Lemur catta (Ring-tailed lemur), 1457 nucleotides. It is a transcript of the gene LORICRIN, whose product is annotated as loricrin cornified envelope precursor protein. Gene Ontology annotation, molecular function: structural constituent of skin epidermis. The record is from RefSeq and is a predicted model, not a curated record. NCBI's taxonomy places the organism in Eukaryota, Metazoa, Chordata, Mammalia, Primates, Lemuridae. Bases 1 to 1287 code for a protein of 428 amino acids. The transcript has a single exon. Gene Ontology annotation, cellular component: cornified envelope.